AUGGCUGAAAGUAUGAGCCUAUCUCAAAAAAUCAAUCCCCGAUCUCCCUACUAUGUGGAUCCAGAUUAUCAACCCGACGAAAACCUUCCUAUGGUUAUACUCAACCAAGCCGAAGACAACUACUUCAUCUGGAAAACCCAUUUCCUUGAGUUUCUCGAAAGCAAGAACAAAACAGGGUUCUGUCACGGUACUGUCUGGACGCCGGACCCUUCCUCAGGGCUAUAUCAACCAUGGAAAGUGUGUGACGCGAGGGUCAAGACUUGGAUGAUGAACUCGGUGAGCGAAAACUUUCGAAACUAUGUGCGUUUCGCUGAAACUGCGCAUAAAGCAUGGGAAGAUCUCCGUGCGAUAUUCGUUCCGAACGUUGAUCUAAGGAUCUACCAGCUUCGUCAGAGAAUCGCGACGCUGAGGCAAGAUGGUGACUCCUUGCCGGGGUAUUUUGGGAAACUGAGGAGAGUUUGGGAGGAGCUGUCGGAGUAUGAUCCUUUGGUGGAGUGUGCGUGCGGUGGUUGUAGGUGCGAGAUCAUGGUACGGGCCAAAGAGGCGAGGGAGAAGGAGCAGCUUACAGUGUUUGUGAUGGGUUUGGACAAGGAUCUAAGCUAUGUGACAACGCAUAUCAUGCACAUAAAACCAAGUCCUUCGGUUGACCAAGCCUACGGUUUGGUUGCCCGAGCUGAAUCCGACAUGAAGAGCAGACGCUGA
Messenger RNA from Brassica napus (rape), 702 nucleotides. RefSeq lists its product as uncharacterized. NCBI's taxonomy places the organism in Eukaryota, Viridiplantae, Streptophyta, Magnoliopsida, Brassicales, Brassicaceae. The transcript has a single exon. The record is from RefSeq and is a predicted model, not a curated record. Bases 1 to 702 code for a protein of 233 amino acids.